This is a messenger RNA of Syngnathoides biaculeatus (alligator pipefish), 3660 nucleotides long. RefSeq names its product pleckstrin homology domain containing, family G (with RhoGef domain) member 6 (gene plekhg6). Gene Ontology annotation, molecular function: guanyl-nucleotide exchange factor activity. The record is from RefSeq and is a predicted model, not a curated record. Bases 536 to 3460 code for a protein of 974 amino acids. Gene Ontology annotation, cellular component: endocytic vesicle; plasma membrane; axon. The transcript is spliced from 17 exons. Gene Ontology annotation, biological process: Rho protein signal transduction; endothelial cell migration. Lineage: Eukaryota; Metazoa; Chordata; Actinopteri; Syngnathiformes; Syngnathidae.
AGAAGGCCUGCACCAGCGAAGCCUUUAGUGCUUUGCUACUUUCGGUUACGUAAUGGACGGGCACAAAAACAAUUUUGUGUCAUCUGUCGACGAGGCGGCCUCGACUCCGUCCGGCGAUCCGUCAACGCUCUCCGAGUGCAAAGACAUUGAUGCUGCGAACUGAUCCGCAGCCUGCCACAAUCCAGUCGUUCCCGUCGGGCCAGUUGUGAGAGGGCAGCGGCAGGAGCAGCUGAAAGCCGCAGAAGGCGAACAGAAACCAAACAUGACCGUCUGACGUGGAAUGGACACAAUCGCACCAAGAAAGACCUCAGCUGAGAUCAGAACCUGGAACUGGAAAGGAGAAGUGACGCGGGUUCACCUUGGAUCGAUAGUAUAUCUACUGAAAAGUCGACUAGUAGGGGAUUCCUGACUUUCGACGUGCCUUUGCAUGGUCCAUGGUUCGAUAAUUGUGAUUUGAUAGCUGUGGUAUUAAGAGGCGACUUGGCAAAGAACUGUCCAAUUACCGGCCACCUUCCCGAACAUAAUGUGAAGCGCGAUGGAGACACUUUCAUCAGCUAUGGAUCCAACCUCGGUGCAGUCCCGCUACGCUGGGGACGGGGGCCUUAUGGAGCCUGAUGUCCACGCCGAGAACCCAGCACACAUGUCUUUUUACCACAAGGUUUUCCCAGACAAAGUCAAGUUCUACACAUAUGGUCAUAAGACAAGACAAAAAGUUGUGAGCAACUAUUCAACAAUGACCAAGGGAUUGUCAACCACAGCCAAACCUAGAGCUGCGCUCAAACAAGUUUUUCUCAACCAGGGAGUGUCUGACAGGAACCCAACAGCCGAGGAGAAGAUUCAGCUGGACGUGUUGAAGCAGGAGCUGGAGACCUUCGCUGUGCCCGUCACCCUCAAGUGGCGAUGGCGAGAGGAGAGCCGUGGAUGCAUCCUGGAGAGGAACUGGACUGACAUAGUCAAAUAUCACUCUCUCAUGUCUCGGGUGCAGAGGCACCAGCAGGAAGCCAUGUGGGAGUUUGUGCUCACCGAACUCAACUACAUCAACAGACUUAUCAUCAUCAAAGAUCUUGUUAUAGCAGCCCUGGUCAACCUGCACCUUCGUGGCUUCCUCCAGGAGGUGACCCCCGAGCGUCUAUUCUCCAACCUUCCCGCCAUCCUGAGCGCACACCAGCUGUUCUGGCAGGAAGUGAUUUACCCCAUGUUACAGGAAGUGCGCUCGACGGGCAAGCCUUUUAACCCCUUGCGCCUGGAGAGGGGCUGCCUCCAGUUCCGUGAACGCUUCUUACCGUACUGCCAUUACUGUGCAGAAGGGGAAAAGAGCUUCGAGUUUGCACGCCAACAAAUGGAGAGCAACCCACAUUUCUUCACAUAUGUGCAGUGGGUGGAGACCCACCCGCAGUGCGCACGGAUGCGCAUUGGGGACAUGCAGGCCAAACCCCACCAGAGGAUCACCAAGUAUUCACUCCUUCUCAAGGCGGUGCUCAAGACCACCCAGGACCCAAGUGUGCAGCGCAGCCUGAGAAACAUGAUGUCCAGUGUCCACAAUUUUCUGGAGAGCAUCAAUGACUACCUGAGAUUGAAGGAUGAGGAGGUGGCACUCUCCAUUUCUGCUCAAAGGCUGGAGGGAUACGUGAUGGAGGGAAUAAAUGAGGAAAUUGACAAGCACGUCCGAGAGAUCUGCCAGUUCGACUUGACGUGCCCCAUCAGAGGGGCCGGUCGUGGCGUCGUACGGAAGCUGAUCCUAGAGGAGAACCUAAAGAUCCGUGGCAGAAAAGACACCAAACUGGACGUGGUGGCGCUUCUAUUCUCCGAUGUGCUUCUCAUGACCAAAGUGCAGAAGAAAGUGGAGCGACUGAAAGUGGUUCGGCCUCCCCUGCCUCUCGACAGAACGUACUGCGUUGCGCUGAAGGACAGCUGUUCCUUUCUUCUGGUGGAGGUGGGGGAGCUUUGGUGUCCUGUCAACGUCUACAUAUUUACAGCCAGCACCUCUGAAAGGUGCUCCGCUUGGGUUUCAGCCAUUCACCAGGCAAAGGUAACACUGAGGAACUUGAGGGAUGCUGAGAGUCGACAGUCUGAGGGAAAAGAAAGAUCUUCAGUUGUUGCCAGGCCACAUGACCCAGAGAUAAAACAACCAGCUCUUAUCUCUGAAAAAGGAGCUUUUGUUGAGAAGACCACCCAUAAACGUAUAGUUACCCAGUUUGUAAAUGGUGUUCAUGCAUUUAAAGGAAAUCCCCAAAAUUAUCGUGAGGACAAUGGCUGGUGGGAAGGUGGAGAAGAAAGUGGGAAUCACUUUUCAACUAAUUCUUGGAACCACGUGGAUAUACCCGCUACUAAUAUGAACAACGACUACAUGUCUGCAUAUGUCAGGGAUCCAUUGCGGCGGGUCACCACCAGAUUGAAUACUGUGGUUCCAGGUGGCUAUCCGGAUGUUGACUACCCGACAGAUGAACUGAACACCUCACACUCACAGAUUCCUGGUCAAACGCAACCAUACAAAAAGGAGGCCGAAUUAGCACGAGAGGCCAGGAUACUGACUUCACAACCUAUUAAUCGCUCCACAGGAAAAAAACUGAAUCCAACGGAGUUGGAAGGCUCACCGUCAAAUCCCGAGACCAAAGGCUUCAUAAGCGCUUUCAAGUCUCCCGUGUUACAAAGGAGGAGGAUGGACACUAGCAACCAAGGGUCCUCAGCUCAGACGGUGCACAGUUCACAGUUGUCGGCAUCCAACAACUCUUCCUCUGACUCUGACUGCAGCGUAAAUGUGAAGAGUUCCAAAUCUCACAUUGUGCUGAAGCUGAGUGCUCUGAAGCCCAUCCAAGGGACGUCUUGGAAUAACAGCUCCAAGGCGUCCCCCGACGCUGAAAUCUUUUCUGAACCUGAACUGAUGGGGUUUAACUCUCAUAAUAAAAAGCAUAGACUGACCCGGAGGACUAUUUCCAUUUCUAGCGCCGCCACUCAAGAGGACCAACGUUUUUUCUAUCCAGACCGCUAUUCUGACAUGUCUCCUUCUCCCGCAUCCCUGGAGAAUCUUCUGCAGCGAUCCAAAGGAAGAGCGAGAGACUGGGAAACUCCAAAGAGCAACAAAAAUGAGCAACUGUCCAAUUUAAACCCAAAGUACUGCCCCCCUCCGUCUCCACUGACGUCCAGCUCGCCGUCACAGUCCCAGAGUGACGGAGACCGAGACGCAGAGUGGGAGGACGAGGUGCAGUUGCACAAGCACCGAGCCCUCAGGGUGAGUAGAGGAUGGCGGGAGCAGCCGGUCGAUGAAGAUGGCGACAACAAACUAGACAGUCCUCUCUUCACGAACGGCGAGAAUGUGGAUUGGCCCGGCUGGUGCUUCGACGACGACGAGGUGAUGGACUACUUGCAUCCGGGAGCUGGAGGACUCCUAGAGGACAUCAAUCAGUCUUUGACGCACUGCGCUAUUUCCGAGGAGGAAGACGACCUGUGCAGUCGAGUGUGAGCUUGACAUCUUUUGCUGAAAUAUUCAUUUGAGCCACUGUGUGACCCCAGGCCACGAUACAGGAUGAUAUCAAACACCUUUUUUAAUAUGACAAACUUUCUUUUUUUCUUCAUUCCUUUAGUUUUCACACCAGAAUUACAAAAAAAUAUAUGCAGUGGGUCUAAAUUCACACAACUUAUUUAUGGUAAUACACCUUCUGC